Messenger RNA from Nerophis lumbriciformis (worm pipefish), 1752 nucleotides. The record is from RefSeq and is a predicted model, not a curated record. NCBI's taxonomy places the organism in Eukaryota, Metazoa, Chordata, Actinopteri, Syngnathiformes, Syngnathidae.
AUGACGUCCGAAGCCUCGCUGCCCAGCUGUGUGAGUGGUGGACCAACAAUGACUAGCGACGCGGUGGUGCGCACAAGUCUGACCUGGAUCAAGCAGGUGGUGGGCCGGGGUGCGGCGGGACGCCUGGCCGGCGGAGGGACUUUCCAUCACGGAUUGGAGAGGGAAAUUUUGUGCAAAAGGCAGGAAUUCCACAGAUAUUCCUCCCUUGCUGCCGGGCCAAAUCAUGGUGGCAAGGCCAGAACAAUUGGGACCAAGCAGACCAGUUGGCACACAGUGCGCACCCCCUGCAGGAUGCUGACUCAGGACAACUCGUCUAUGGGGAGGCUGACAGCGGAGGACAUGGACAAGGCGAGGCGUGCUAAGACAGCACACCUGGAGCCCUACAAGCAAGUGCUUGGUGAAAACGCAAGAGCGAGGAAAGUGCCCAUCACUCGUUUUGGACGCCUGAUGAGUUUUGGAGGCCUUGCUGUUGGACUCGGAAUCGGUGCCAUUGCUGAAGUAGCCAAAAAGACGUUCAAACCCAAACAACAACAAGGCCAUAAAAAGUCUGUCCUGGACUCCAACGCCUUCCUGUCUGAAGCUAACGCUGAGAGAAUCGUGCGGACGCUGUGCAAAGUUCGAGGAGCUGCACUUAAAAUAGGACAGAUGCUCAGUAUUCAAGACGAAGCCUUCAUGAACCCUCAACUAGCCAAAAUUUUCGAGCGUGUUCGACAGAGCGCUGACUUCAUGCCCACCAAACAGAUGAUGAAGGUGAUCAGCGGAGACCUCGGUCCGGACUGGCGGGAACAGCUGGAAUACUUUGAGGAGAAGCCAUUUGCAGCCGCCUCCAUCGGCCAAGUGCAUCUGGCAAGGCUGAAAGAUGGCAGAAGCGUCGCCAUGAAGGUUCAGUACCCUGGGGUGUCCAAGAGUAUCGAAAGUGAUGUGAACAACAUCAUGACAGCUCUGAGUUUAAGCAAAGCACUGCCGGAAGGUCUGUUCCCUGAGCAUCUGAUGGAAGUCAUGAGCAGAGAGCUGGCGCUGGAAUGCGAUUACGUCAAAGAGGCCAAAUGUUGCAAAAAGUUCCAAGAGCUUCUUAAGGAGCACCCGUUCUUCUACGUGCCUGACGUGAUCGACGAAUUGAGCGGCCGUCAUGUGCUCACCACCACCCUGGUGAGUGGCUUCCCGCUCGACAGGGCUGCAAACCUCCCGCAGGAACUCAGGAACGAGAUCUGUGAGCAGAUCCUCAUUUUGUGCCUGAGGGAACUUUUUGAGUUCCGCUUCAUGCAGACUGAUCCCAACUGGUCCAAUUUCUUCUACGACCCACAAACGCACAAAGUGGCGCUGUUGGACUUUGGUGCCACGCGGGAAUUUGAUAAAAGUUUCACAGACAUCUACAUUGAGGUAAUCAACGCAGCUGCACAUCAAAACAGAGAAGAGGUGCUGCAAAGAUCCAGAGACAUGAAGUUCCUCACCGGAUUCGAAUCAAAGGCGAUGGAGAAGGCCCAUGUGGACGCCGUGAUGAUUUUGGGCGAGGCCUUUUCUUCCACGCGGCCGUUCGAUUUCGGCGAACAGAGCACUACGGAGCGCAUCCACCGGCUCAUCCCAGUGAUGCUUCGCCAACGCCUCACACCGCCUCCCGAAGAGACGUACUCGUUGCACCGCAAGAUGGGUGGUUCCUUUUUGGUAUGCUCCAAGCUCAAGGCCCGAGUGUCGUGCAGAGACAUGUUCCAAAAGGCCUACGAGCACUACUGGCAGGACGAACGGCCUGCCUGA